Messenger RNA from Danio aesculapii, 5010 nucleotides. It is a transcript of the gene armc5, whose product is annotated as armadillo repeat containing 5. NCBI's taxonomy places the organism in Eukaryota, Metazoa, Chordata, Actinopteri, Cypriniformes, Danionidae. Gene Ontology annotation, molecular function: protein binding. The record is from RefSeq and is a predicted model, not a curated record. The transcript has 7 exons. Gene Ontology annotation, cellular component: cytosol. Gene Ontology annotation, biological process: anatomical structure morphogenesis. The coding region runs from base 545 to 4204 and encodes 1219 amino acids.
CCUUUCUAAAACCCUCCUGUUUGUCGCUCUACUAAAGAUGGCGCCAGUGCAAAUCUGAGGCGAUUGCGCUUAGAAGCGCGUAGGAAAUUAGACGUGAGUAAGAUGAAAAGUUAACGAAGCCUUCUCACUCUUCAUCGAAACAUCAAAAUACACCCAAAUAGCGUACUCUCAGGCAGCACUGUCAAUGUUUUAAUGUGUCGUGGCCUACCUGCCGCUGUAGGCCGUAAUGAAAAUUGAUCGCACCGCUGAAAGACUUCAUUUCCCAGAAGCCAUUGCUCUGUGCUUUACGUUAAAUCGGUGAACAUGGUAGUUGCAGUUUUUCGAAUGCUUGUUUUGCAGUUGAUUUGUCAGUCAUAGGAGUAUUUUAUGUUAGUUCUGGUGUUGUUUUAUCUAUUUAUUUUUGCCUUUUAAAUGCUUGAUAUGCUAAAUGUUUGUUAUAGCACUCAAAGCCACUGGAAUAUUGUUGUACUUUAAAACAUUGUGAAAGUAAACAAAUUAACUUAUACCAACGGAGGAGGUGGUGGGGAGGUGCUUCUGUGUCAUCAUGUCUUUAGACCAAGGACCUAAACUAAAUAUAAAAAGUUCACACUGCGCAUUAGAGGCGUCCACCACUCUCCCAGAGUCCUCUCUGACCUGGUGUUUGGCACAGCUUUCCAAAUCAAGUACAUUAGCAGACAGUGGACUGACAGGAGCUGACAAUAAGGCCGCCGCAGGAGGAGACAAAGCCAGGGAUGCAGACAAGAGACUCAAGGCUGGUCAAUGGAGGGCACUGGUGGCCAUUCGGACACAGCACAUCAAGGGAGGAGGCGGCAGGAUCGCACGCUACCAGUCACGGGGAGGAAUCCCUCCUUUGCUGGAUCUCCUCAGGCGACCAGAAAGCUCCAGGAAGUUUGUGGACCUGGCACUGAGCAUCCUGGCCAACUGCUGCACUGAAAGGGGGACCAGACUACAAGUAAGGAAGCUGGAUGGCGUGUCUGUUGUUGUGGACGUCCUCAAGAGGAAUGUUUCUGUGGAGACUGUACAAAAUCGAGCAGCACGAGCUCUGGGGAAUCUCGCCAUGGACCCCGAGGGCUCUUCUGAGGUCCAUUCUGCAGGUGGUGUUCCGCUUCUCCUGCUCUGCCUCUCUGUCUCUCCUCCUCCUCCAUCCUCUCCCUCUUCACUGACUCCAGCCCCUGAACUCUGCGCACCUAAAGUAGAGUGUGUCCAAUCUGCCGCCCGGGCUCUCGUCUACCUCUCGGACACCCCUGCCAACCGCCUCCUUCUGCUUUCCCAAGGAGCUCUUCCAUCUCUUGCUCAAUUCAUUUCUCCAGAAUACCCUGCAGGUUUGCAACGGGCGUCUCUGCGCGCCCUUCAUGAGCUCACCAGAGGCUGCAGUGCGGAGUGUGCCAAAGAGAUGUCCCGCUCUGGGGCUUUGACUCAACUCGGGGUUCUGGCUUCUGGAGAAGAUGGUCGGCCUUUGGAAGAGCUUGCAUUGAAGACUUUGGCUAAUCUGUGCUCUCAAGGCUGCCUGAGGCCUCUUGUGGGUUCGUUGGGAGUCAUUCAGAAGUUUGCAGAGGAGGUGAAGAAGGACCCUCUGAAGUCAAGUGUGUUUUUUAAGGCCUUGUGUUUGUGCUGCAGGGAGGCUGUGAACAGGGCUAAAGUAAAGGAGAGCGGAGGAUUGGAGGUGCUCAUCAGUUUUCUGUCGGCUCAUCAAAACCAUCCGCUCACACGCUUUGCGUUUCUAGCUUGUGUGGACUUUGUUUAUGAUGAAUCGGCUCUUGAGCAACUGCAGGAGCUCGGGUUAGUGCCGCUGCUCAUCAAGCGGUUGGUGGAGCUUGCUCAAGGAGAAGAACCGACCACUGGGAAGAUAGACGCCAGCCUGGCUUCUAGUUCUCCAUGCUCUGAACUCAUGAGCUCCUGCUUUGAUUCUUUUGACUUCUCUGCACUUGAAGGAAACAAGAGGGAGGAUGUGAGUAAAGACCAGACAGCAGGAUCCUCCAGCUUCCUCAGCCUCAGGUCUUGGCUGGUGUCGGAGGGUCUGAUCUCGUCUGAGGGUGAGCUGACUGAAUGCCCGAGCGGACCUGAUGUGUUUGGUGGCAGCCCCCAGUCCUCUGUCUCAUCAUCACCACUGCUCACACACUGUCCUGAGCUCUCCCACACCCCAACCUUACGUCCACCACACUUCUCUCCCUCGUCCCGCUCCAAACUCACCCGUCCCGCCUCCUCAUCCGCUCCGGUAUCUCCUCGAAACAUACCAGGGUCACCUUCUUCCACACAGCCCUCCAGCACCUCCACCCCUCAAACUGAGCAACCGUCAUCAGUGACCAAACCCUCCACCACCCCCUCAUCUCCCCCCCAAAUAUCCUCUCCCCCCAGAAAGAGACUCCGUGCAGCUUCAUCCUCAUCUUCAUCCUCCUAUACAUCAUUCUCUUCAUUUUCAUCAUCAUCCUCUCGCUCUACUGUGGUCUCCAUAGAAACCCCACCCAUGAUGUCAAAACCCCCAAUCUAUAAUCACCCAUAUCACCCUGAAGUCUGGGCCCCAGAAUCCCCUAUUCUCCUACUUCUGUCCCGCUUCUCUCAUGCACCAGACCCCAGCACAGCCCUCAUCAACACCAGCGUUUUCUCCGGGCUCUUAUACUACCUCACCCAGCAUCAUGACCCCAGUGGCCGGUGCUUUCGGAUGCUCGGGAGGCUCAGCUGUAACCCAAACUGCUUGCAGGCUCUGGUCAGAACUGGAGCCGUGGCUCUGAUCCGACAGAAACUGUGUGUGAGAGGAGAUGAGGCUGGAGGAACAGACAGACAGUCUGAGAAAGUCAAAGGGAAAAUCACGCAGCUAGGUUUGGGGCUACUCAGUAAUCUGAGGGUUCAGAGCGAGUCUGGUUUUGGCACUGGAGUUCUUACACACAUCAUGCUGUCGGGAUCUGAAUCUGACAAGCUGUACUGUGUGCUUUCCCUGCCUCUUGUUAACAGCAACCGGGUUCUUUUGAAGAAGCUGCUUCUGGAUAGCGGCGGGCUGGCAGCAGCUCUUGAACUGAUUGGAAAUCACAGUGAAGAUGACGAUGAUAAUGAAGAUGGACAAUCUGACAAAUGUAGGACAUUUCUUGCCGGCUGGUUGCCUCCACAGGAACAAGUGUCCUCUUUGAGAUUUAAAUCGCUUUACACGUCUCUUCUGAUUGGCUGCCUCUCCAGUCUGCUGUCAACUUUAAAGGAGGACAGAAAGAACUGCAGCACAGAUUGUAGGACCACCAUGGAGGCGACUCAAAUUUUGCACAACAAAUCCCAACUGCAGCAAAACCAACCAUGUCCCUAUCAGAAGGCAACCCAUAAUCUAACUUUCCUCCUAGAUGAUGGGACUCUUCUCCAAGCCCAUCACGAGGCUUUAACCGGGGAGGAGGGAGACAGCGGUGUUGGGUCUGAGUAUUUCAGAGCACUCUUGAUGGGCGGAUUUGGUGAGGCCCAGAAAGCUAAAGGUGAGCCCAUCAGAAUAAAAGAUGUAAAAAGCGGGAUGCUCUUACCAGUUCUCCACUACCUACACGGCUGUCGUUGGACUGAUGGAAACCAAGAUGACGAGAAGUCAAAGCAAGAUACACGUUGUCUUGUUUUGUCCUCUCUAGUCUCCACAGGGUUUGCGGGACCACAGGAUCAAUCAGUGGAGAGGGAAUUUAUAAAAUCCUCAUUGGCCCAAGUGAUGAUUGGAGCUUGUAGGUUUUUAGUGCCUGGUUUACAGCAGGCAGCUGAAGAUCUGUGUGUUGGCCUUCUCUACUCAUUCGUAAGACGCCUGACUACAUUUUCCCAUUUGAAUAAAACCACUACUAUGACCAGUGAAAUGGAUGAAGCAGGUUCUGUCAGCAAGGGUCCUGAUGGAUUGCAGCAAAUAAGUAAAACUGAACAGUCAAAGUGUUCCAAACAACAAUCGAAAUGCUCUAAACUAGUCAUUUCUUUAUCAUCAUCAUCAUCAUCAUCAUCAUCAUGUUCAGACCGGGACAAUGAGGGAGUUUGUCUGAGGUCUCUCCUGCCUCAGGUGUACUGGUUCUCUCAGCGCUACUCUUACCUGCGGCUGGGCCAGGCCUGUCUAUCAGUCCUGCUCCGGCCUCAGGGGGUCUGCCUUCCACCUUUUCAACCCUCUCUGUCCACUGAAUGCUUCCUGCGUUUGGCACAAGAAGCGGACUGUGCAGAAGGGCUGAAGCAGGACAUCUUAAAUCUCGUCAAAACAGCCCUCAGCUAGAGGGCAAUUGAUAGUAGUGGAUCUAGAUGAAUGUCAUCAGUUGUUGGUGUAAAUGCAUUCAAUAGGUACUUUAAUGCAGUGUUUCCUAACCCUGUUCCUGGAGGCACACCAACAAUACAUAUCUUGGAUGUCUCUCUACUCUGACCCAUUCAUUUCAGAUUUUGGAGUCUCUUGUAAUUCUCUGAUGAGUGGAUUCAGGUGUGUUUGAUUAGGAAGAGGUUGAAAAUGUGUACUGUUAGUGUGCCUUUAGGAACAGGGUUGGGAAACACUGCUUUAAUGCACAUGGAGUAAACAGAAGCGGAAUGGGAUUUUACUGGAUUUCAUGGGAUUUAAAUGAAAUAGAAAAAUGAUUUGAGUUAGCAGAAUUAUGUUGAACAACAUUUAAAACGUUCUAAAUCCUGAUAUUUUCAUGAUCACUUUUAUUUUUUUCCCCAAGACGUGUAUGUGUAAUGAGUAGAAAGACCAACUGUAAGUAUUUCCAUUAAUUAUUUUUGUUUUUUGGCCAAAAAAGGGUACACGCAUCUGCAUCCAGAUAUAUAGAAUAUGUGAUUUUUGUAAGAUAUGUUAUGUGAAUAAGAGAAUUUCAAAGGUGAAAGAGCUGUUUAUGUUCGCUAUAUAUUUUUUUUUUUGUAUAUGGCACUGUAUAAUUCGUUUAUAGAAAUCUGGAUUGUCUGAUGUAUGUUGGAGUGCCAUCUUUUUUUCUUUUUUUUUUCCUGUAUAUAUGAGAUAUUUAAUCAUGGAAAUGGCCAAAUAUUGGUGGGAGGCGGAGAGGUCGGAUGAUUCUCAAUAAAUGAGCUCUGUGUUGA